AUCACAGCACUCAACUCAAAUCGCAAGAUGGAGUCUAUCACCUCAGCUGGUGGACUUCCACCUGAUUUGUUCGACGCAACAACUUUGCAAAGCCUUGCGUCUGUGGUCGUGAUACUUUCAAUCGCAUAUGGCACGUCUCUAAAGGCCUUGUCACCGACAACGCCCGGAUCCCUUCGUUUUCUGUUCAUCUGGCACAUGUUCGACGCGUUGAUCCACUUCGCGCUAGAAGGUAGCUUUCUCUACCACUGCUUUUUCAGCUGGCUGCCGGUGUCCGACCUUACCUUGAAGCAAGUGGCCCAGUUCUACCCGACACCGACCAACUUCCUCGGGACUUCAGACCGAAUCUAUGGUUCUCAGGCUGGUGAUGGCUUUUGGGCGAACCUGUGGAUGGUCUACGCCAAGGCGGACAAGCGGUGGGCUGGAGCUGACUUGGCUGUCAUCAGCCUUGAACUUCUCACCGUUUUCGUGGUCGGCCCAAUGGCAGUCUGGGUAUGCUACGACAUUGCCAAGAAGAAUCCCCGUUACAACAUCACCAUGAUCAUGUUGGCAACUGCAGAGCUUUAUGGAGGAUUUAUGACCUUCUGCCCAGAGUGGUUGACCGGCAACAUUAACCUCGACUGCAGUAACUUCAUGUAUCUCUGGCUUUACCUUGUCUUUUUCAACAUGCUCUGGGUGUUUAUCCCGAUCUACUCAAUCUAUAUCGGCUGCAAAGACAUUUUCGAUGCAUUUUCCGUCCGGGCUGCAGCUGGACAGGUCAAGAAGAAGCAGAAGUGA
Pyricularia pennisetigena is the source of this 774-nucleotide messenger RNA. RefSeq lists its product as uncharacterized. Gene Ontology annotation, cellular component: membrane; endoplasmic reticulum. Gene Ontology annotation, biological process: sterol metabolic process. Gene Ontology annotation, molecular function: cholestenol delta-isomerase activity. The transcript has 5 exons. The record is from RefSeq and is a predicted model, not a curated record. Lineage: Eukaryota; Fungi; Ascomycota; Sordariomycetes; Magnaporthales; Pyriculariaceae. The annotation marks the transcript as partial.